Messenger RNA from Alosa sapidissima (American shad), 3416 nucleotides. RefSeq names its product ArfGAP with FG repeats 2 (gene agfg2). Lineage: Eukaryota; Metazoa; Chordata; Actinopteri; Clupeiformes; Clupeidae. Gene Ontology annotation, molecular function: GTPase activator activity. Bases 599 to 2116 code for a protein of 505 amino acids. The record is from RefSeq and is a predicted model, not a curated record. The transcript is spliced from 14 exons.
CAUUAUACUAAUAUAGUUUUUGUUAAAGUCGUCAGUCUUUGCCUGUCUACAGACAUGUUCUGCGAAGCAGAACGAACUGGUUCCUUGGUGCUCGCCCUAGCUGUUUUCCCGGUUCCCAAAAUCUGUCACCAUUCCAAAGCGCCGCGUCUUCGUAGAGCGACAGGCAAGAGUGAGCGCAAUAAUAUGUAAAAGGGGGUGUGUUAGGGGAGAGCUAGAGAGAAACGUUUGGAUAGAGCUUCAAAUUUAGACCGAGAGAGGGAGAGAGAGGGAUUUUCUCUCACACACUCGUGUAGAAUAGCCUACCGCAGCGACAAUGAAUAAAUAUAUACAGAAAUUUUGAAAAUCCGAGACAGACGGACAAACGGAUUGGUCAGUCGUCUCUCCAUACACUGACAAGAAAUUGCCUACGCAUGUGAGAUCAGGCGUCAGAUCAUACGAAGAGCAGCCGCAUGAUCGUUUUCAUAAUGCGGGCGGGCGUGAGUAGGCUACAGUAACACACGGUGUUGCACGGAGAGAGAGGGGAGGAGUGCGGAGGGCCAGUUAUCGGUUUCCCCGCCAGACAAACGGAGGAGAGAGGGGAGGCAACAAGACGCCUAGUAUGUCGAAUCGAAAACACCGGGACAACCAAGAGAUAUGCGCCCGCAGGGUGAGGGAGCUCGCUCAGGCUGCAGUCAACAAACACUGCUUCGAGUGCGGACAGCCUGGAGUGACAUACAUCAAUAUCACCGUGGGCUGCUUCGUGUGUACGUCGUGCUCCGGAAUGUUGAGAGGACUCAACCCUCCCCACAGAGUCAAGUCCAUCUCCAUGACAACCUUCUCCCAACAGGAAGUUGAAUUUCUCCAAAACCAUGGCAACGAGGUUGGGAAGAGGACUUGGCUCUGCACCUUUGACCCAAAAACGGAUGGAUGCUUUGAUGCCCGAGAUUCCCAGAAACUGAAGGAGUUUCUUCAGGACAAAUAUGAGAGGAAGAAAUGGCAUUUUUCAAAGAGCAAGAACCGGCGGGACAUAGAAGGACCCUUCAGCCCUGGAAUGCAGAACCUGCCGCAGGCCCACGCCGGACCCCUGCAGAACCAGCUGCCCAGUCACACCAUGCCUCACGGAACCCACCAGAACCAGAUGCCCAGUCACGCCAUGCCUCACGGAACCCACCAGAACCAGAUGCCCAGUCACGCCAUGCCUCACGGGUCCAGACCCAUUCGCACGCUGGUGAGGUCCCAGUCUCAGAUGUCCUGCUGGGACAGACCGCCUAUGGUGUCCCCUGCGGAUAUGCGCACGGACGUCUUCACCGCCCGACCCACGCGCUCCCAAAGCUUCAGAGACCCUCCCAUCAAAGAUACUAUGUUAAGUGGGGUGGAAAGACAGAGGCCAGGGUCAUUGUCCUCGGGUAUGAGAGACCAAAAUCACCCAACAUCCUUUCCUGCCCUCCCUCGUCCGUCAGCCAGUAGCACUUUUAAAAACAACUUCACCCUAGGUCGUACACUCUCCGCCUCUGGAGGCGGGGCUCCGUUCAGGGUGUUCCCCAAGUCUCUCAGUGUGGAUUUCGGAGGUCUGGGUCAGCAACACACCGCCCUCAGCACUGCCCCCCCUCCCAAAGCGUCUGGGCCCUCCCAAGACAAGUACGCCCCCCUGUCGCAACUUGACAGCGUGUUCUUGGAAAACACACCUGCCAGCACAGCCCCCUCUACUGGUCCAUCACAGUACAGCGCCCUAUUUGGCAGCAGAGUGUCAACAAGCUCCACUCCUCCAGCAAGUUCACCUGGUGUGACAGAUCCAGGCACCCAAACUUUUGCAAACUUUCCCAACCCGUUCAACUCCACCUCCACCUCACAGCCCGCCCUGUCUCCCAGCAACCCUUUCAAGUGUGCCACACCAGAUGACUCAAGUGCGUUUGUCUCCACCCCUUCGUCCAUUUUCCCCCAAUCGGCUUCCUUCUCAGCGACCACCACUACCCAAAAUGCGUUUCCACUUGAGCAAGCCAACAAGCAGGAAACUAAUGGUUUCACCUUGUUCCCUGCGCCUGAAGCUGCACCCAAAGUUCCACGCCCAAUGUCGGUGAAUCCGUUCACUGGGACUGUUUACCCCAGCAAAGGAACGUCACGCAACCCCUUCAUCUGAUCCUGUGCCCCUGGGCCCCCUGUCCACCCCAGUGCAGAGUGAGGGAGAAAGAGAGAGAGAGAGAGAGAGGGUGGGAGAGGGGCACAUGUCUGAACCCGAGGAGCUGCUGCCAUUUCAAUGCCUCUAGAGUAUUACCUCCCACACUUAAAGGCAAACGUGCACACAGCACAUGCAGCAAUCUAACAGCCCCAAAAUCACAACAGGCACACUGUGUGUGUGUGUGUGUGUGUGUGUGUGUGUGUGUGUGUGUGUGUGUGUGUGUGUUUGUGUAUGUGUUUGUAUGUGUGUGUCUGGGGUCUGCAUUUGUGUGUGAGUGUGUGUAUGUGUGUAAGUGUUAGUGUUUUCUUUAUGUGCUGUUAAGCCAUUUAUAUGUCAGUGUGAAUUUUUUGUGUCUGGGUCACUACAGUGUGUGUGUGUGUCUGAACCACAAGCCAAACAUGAAAAAGUGUUUCUGUUUAGAUAGAGCCCAUCACAGGGGUCUAUGGGGAGGGAAUAUGGGAAAAUUUACCAUUAUGUACAUGGUACCUCACACACACACUCACACUCACACAUUCUCUCUCUCUUAACCUCUGCUCCCUUGUAAUGUCUUUCCACUCAAAGCCAAUCCUCGAGCCUCCUCUUUCCUUUACCUCUGUUUGCAGCUGCCAUAGAUCACAAGAUGAAAGCAGAGGGGAAGAAACCUCCAGUGUGGCCUUCUGCCAGAGAAGUGAACAUGUACGAUCCACAUGAACUUGAGAACAGACAUGACAAAAAGCCAUAUAACACCCCAGCCCUCCUCAAUCCCCAGCCUUUGGCAACCACCACAUCCAGUGCAUGUGAAUAUGAGCUUAACAUUGUGUUUUUUACCCUGUGUCCGUUUGUGUGUAUGUGUGUGUGUGUGUGUGUGUGUGUGUGUGUGUGUGUGUGUGUGUGUAAAUGUGAACAGAACAGAACAGGAGUUGUAUUUAUUUGACUUGCGUUGUCUUUUUAGUAAACCGAGGCUGUGUUAUGCCUAUCAUGCUACAUGUUAAGACUCAGGCUGCAUGUGCUUGUGCAGCAGGGCUCGCUGAGACGCUGUUGAAUGUAAAGCUGUUUUAUUUCAUGACAAAAGGAAAAAAAAGAAGACAUGUCAAACUGUCAGUUGUUUUUUGGCAUUUCACAUUAAUGGACCAAACUGUCUGUUUUUUUGUGACAUAAAAGUAAGACUCCUUUCUUAUUUUGCAAACAAAUCCAUUUAGUCUUUGUAACAAAAAGCAACCACAUGCAUAUAUAUACUAUAUAUAUAUAUAUAAAUAUAUAUAUUAUAAAAGCCAAAUCAUUA